CCUAUUUGUUGAGGGCAUUGCCAUGGAGACGCAACCAACACAGUAACGUCAGCAGUCGGGUUUCGAGAUCAGGAGGAAGAAGUGUUAAUUUUCUUUUAUAUUUAAAAUUAUCUCACGAAACGACAUUGUAGCUUUUCGUAUUUAAGACGUCAUAAAUAUUGAGCGAUAUCAUUCGUUCGAUAUUCCGGUUUUCUUUCGUGUCAGCUUAUCCAGGAAAUAAACAAGCCAGCUGGAGCGUAUAGCCCUAACUUUACAACGGAGCGAUAGGUGGAAAUAGCCUGCAAGAAAAUAUCGUUAAUGGUGGAUGUUACUGAAUGCGUGAAAUAUGAUCUAAUCUUUACAGUCUCGUAUCAGUUUAAACUCCCUUAGCUAACCUAGCAUGGCUACUUAGCUAUUUGUAGCUGUCAUUUUGCCGUAGAUUACAAUUGCGUCCUCGAUCGGCAUUUGUUGGUGAAGUCACGUUUUAAGAGUAGUCCUUUUUGUUUUUAUUCGCUGAGAAAUGGAGGAUUCCGAGGUUAUUAAUUUUUCAGCGCUGGAGAAGGAGUUGCAGGCAGCGUUGGAGGCAGACAAGAAAUAUCGACGGGAGAAUGAUGCAAAGUUUCGCGCAAUACAUCAGAACGUUGGCUCUUAUGAGGAGUUUAGAGAUAUAGUACUGGCGUCGCACCUGAAACCACUGGAGAAGAAGGACAAGGCGGGCAGCCCACGCACGCAGCCUUGGAACCCCAUGGCUUCUGGAGCUAGGAAGUCAACCACCACACAGUGUGAGACCAUGGAGGCGUCCGAGUUCCGGCCCAGAACGGCAGCCGAGUUCAGCCGCGACUGGCGCAGGUUCGAGGGGAGCGCGGAGGACAGGUACCAGCUCCUGGUCUCCCUCGGGGGGGAGGGGGUCGGGCGGCUCUUCAGCGCUGAGGUGGGGUGCGGCCUGCUGGGGGAGUUCCUGCUGGUCCUGUGGGGGUGCCUGCGGCCCGCGGACGCCGGGGCCAUUCUGGCCGUCCUGGAGGGGAUGUCCCGGACGGGCCGCUUCGGGCUCAACGUGUCCUUCCUGAGCCGGGCGGAGAGGGACGCCUGUCUGCGGCUCAUGGGCAAGCUGAUGGAAAUUUUGGGGGACAGGGACCCUGGAACCGCAACUGGGCUUCGGGGUGCAGAGGCUAACACAGGACAGGACGGGGAGGCUACAGGGGGGGAGAAUGUUCUGGAGAAAUUAAAAAGCUUAAUGCAACUUUAUGAUGUCCACAUUGAUUCUCCUAAAUAAAAAGUAAUCCCUCUACCUACAUAGGGAUAGUUCUCAUUCAGAAGUUUUUAUUUUUAUUAUUAGGUUUUAGUGCAUAUUUUAGAUUGGCCCAGAUAGUGUUUGUGUGCAAUGAAGGAUAUUUUCGAUACGUGAUGAAGUGGACUAUAUGGACCAAUCAAAGACAUACACUAAGUCUGAAAAAAACAACAACAAAAAACAGGAAGCACACUAUCAUUUUAAACGGAUAUGGUUAAGAAGAUACUCUGUUUUGUUUUGCAGUGUUAUUGAAAGACUAUGUACUUCAUUUUAUAGCUGAUGUGUUCAUUGGGGCUAUUUUUAAUGUAUUUACACUACACUGUACCGCUUCACUGAAAAACAGUUUUUUAAAAGUACACAGACAAUGUGCAUUUUAGUAUGUAAAAUCAGGCCCUCUGUUACUCACCAUGCAUUGUGAUGUCAUAGUCAGCUUACAAUGGAUUUGGAAUGUGCACUCUUACUAGCCUUCAGAGUGUGGAACUCACUGAACUCACUGCACUUAUAAAGGAGCCAAGCUGAAGAGCUCACUUACUGUAAGCUG
This is a messenger RNA of Anguilla anguilla (European eel), 1808 nucleotides long. RefSeq names its product coiled-coil domain containing 103 (gene dnaaf19). Gene Ontology annotation, cellular component: outer dynein arm. The transcript has 3 exons. The coding region runs from base 500 to 1252 and encodes 250 amino acids. The record is from RefSeq and is a predicted model, not a curated record. Lineage: Eukaryota; Metazoa; Chordata; Actinopteri; Anguilliformes; Anguillidae. Gene Ontology annotation, biological process: epithelial cilium movement involved in extracellular fluid movement; inner dynein arm assembly; determination of left/right symmetry.